Molecule: messenger RNA, 3139 nt
Organism: Lottia gigantea (owl limpet)
Lineage: Eukaryota; Metazoa; Mollusca; Gastropoda; Lottiidae
Exons: 13
Coding region: 1-1947 (648 amino acids)
Molecular function (GO): lipid binding
Source: RefSeq, a predicted model, not a curated record
AUGGAACUAUUGUUUCUUUCCACCAUUGUGGCUAUUUUGUGUAGCCUUUUCGUGUUCAGUUUGAAGUAUUUAUCACUAUUGAGAUGGAUAAGUGGUCGUGCUUAUGUUUUCAGCAAGAAUGAAGAUAGAUUAACGUCAAAUGAAGUUCUUCAUUUACUCAAAUAUUCCAAGCCAUUUCCAGUGGGAUGUCAGAAAGGCUGGAAAAUAGAUAGUUUUGCUCAUGGUCAUCGUGUGUGGUUCCAUUUUCUCACCAAACCAAACAAUGAUUCCUUGAUCAAUCUCAAAGUUCAUGCUGCUUAUAGUAAAGUUAGAGCUUCCUCACAGUAUGUCUUACAGUUAUUACGUGAUAUAUCCCUGACGUGUGAAUGGAAGCCAGGUGUUAUAGCCACAUCUUAUGUUUUAACCCACAAAGUAUCACCUGAUUCCCCCAGUAAAUCUAGGUCCUUACCACAUGUACAUAGAGAUAUAAUCAAGGAGGAGAGGGUAUUCCGCAGACCAGCAUGGUUCCAACAGACUUCCUGGCAGUCUUUAGUAACUCAGACAGUAACUGAGGAAUAUAUUAGAUAUUCAAAUAAAGAAGAAAAUGGUUGCUGCUGGUUAUUUCAAAUCAAUGAAGCUGCUGGCAAAUGGACAUUUUUUCUUGCUCAGCCUGUGGAAGAAACAGAUCAGUGUAUGUUGACCGUUGUCAGCCAUUGUGGUGGACAUGAUCACGAGAGAUCUCGCAGUUAUCCUGCUAAAAAUCUCUUGGCGUUAGAAGAUUUCUUAGUGUAUCGUAAAUUAGUGGCGACACCUUUGUCUUCCAUGACAUUACCUAGUCAUUCACAAGUUAUUACUGCUACAGAACUAAAUGGAACAUUGGAACAAGUUGAUGGAGGAAAACGGAAUCCAACCAAGUUUUUGACCCGUGUUCGUUCAUUUAUAUCUCAAGGAAGUUCCAGCAGACCAUAUGACAUGCAAAAAUCUGAAUUAAAACGUUAUAAUUCGAUAUUGAAAUAUCGCACUCAAACUUCACGUCAAGAUGAGGGAGGUAGCGAUCAAACUAAAGAACAAAAAAUAAUACACAGAUCAAAGAGUGUUGAGGGAACUAAUGAACUGGGUGAUCAAGACUCGCUUGAUAGUAAUACAGAUCAACCAGACUCCUUUGAUGAAAAUUUCACCACACCUACUCAUCAGAAAAAAGACCAAUCAUUGAAAAGAUCAUCUUCUUAUCCGUUAGUCAGAACACCUUCAGAUCCAAAUGAAGCUAAGUAUAAAACAUUAGCUAACCAUGCUGCAGGAGAAUUAUUAGCUGAGGCUUUAAAAGCUUCCAAUAUAGAACUUGAUAAAUCUGCUGAAGAACAGGCUGAAUCAUCUAAUGGUUGGCUUUUUACUGGUAUAGAAAAUGAUGUUGUUAUAUUAAGAAAGGUUUUUAAAGACAAUUCUACUGCUCAGUGUUAUUUAGGUAAAGGACUAGUUCAAGCUCCACCUAAAACAGUUUGGGAAAACCUAAAAAAUCCAAGAACUAGAUUUACAUACGAUGAAACUUUAAAGAAAGUAGAUAUUUUAGAAACAGUUUCAGACAGAAUGAAAAUAGUGUAUCAAUACCAUGAAUUACAACAGUUGUUGCGAAAAGAUUGUUGUGAAAUAGUUUUAUUACAAAGUGAAAGAAUAGAAGGAGAAAAAUAUAUUUUAUCUUACCAGUCUGUCGAUUAUAAAUUAGAUAAACCUACUGAUAACUGUACUAAACCUAAGUUAUUAUCAAGUGGUUGGAUAAUAGAACCAGCACGAAAAGAAAAGAGAAUUUAUUCCAUUGUAACUUAUCUCAUGCAGAUGGACUUUGGGCCGAAGAAAGCCAAUUCUGAAAAAUAUCCAUUUGAAGAGAUGAUUAGUAAACAACCAUCUAGUAUAUUUUAUUUACAACAAUAUUUACAUCCCGCUGUAUUAUUAGCACGACAGAAAACUCUCUGAUAUCUUCACCUUGUUCUAUGACAACAAUAUUUACAUCCUGCUGUAUUAUUAGCACGACAGAAAACUCUCUGAUAUCUUCACCUUGUUCUAUGACAACAAUAUUUACAUCCUGCUGUAUUAUUAGCACGACAGAAAACUCUCUGAUAUCUUCACCUUGUUCUGUGACAACAAUAUUUACAUCCUGCUGUAUUAUUAGCAUGACAAAAAACUCUCAGAUAUCUUCACCAUGUUCUGUGACAACAAUAUUUACAUCCUGCUGUAUUAUUAGCACGACAGAAAACUUUCAGAUAUCUUCACUGUGUUCUGUGACAACAAUAUUUACAUCCUGCUGUAUUAUUAGCACGACAGAAAACUCUCUGAUAUCUUCACUGUGUUCUGUGACAACCAUAUUUACAUCCUGCUGUAUUAUUGGUAGGUAGAAAACUCUGAUAUCAGUUAUCAGUUUUAUGCACAGGUAUACAUUAAUCAGUUGUCUUCUCAUAUAUCUUUGUUAAGAAUUACAAUAUAAAGUGUAUUAGAAACUAAGGGUUUAAGAUACGUUAUCUGAAGAUUUAUGUUUCUAGUAAACCACAUGGUUAUCACUUUGAUUUGAAAUUAAAUUUUAUAUUCAAACUGUAGCUGCUUGAUAGGGCCCUUAUACUCGAAAACUCAGUCAUCUGAUCAUGAUUUUAAAUUUACUUUUAUAAUCAAAUUGAGAUCACUGUAUUUUCUUAGAAUCUGGAUUCGUAGUCUAGUUUUCGAGAAUAAGUUCCAAUUUUCAUGUCCACAUCAAAGUUUGUGGGACUUUUUCAAAGUUAUGUAAUUUCUUUUUUUCCAAAAAUUGUCUCAAAUAUAAUUGAUAGCAGUUUCUGUGAAGUGAAAAGUUCCAGUACAUUGACUACAAUACUCAAAUGUAUAUAUAUCAAAUACUUUCUAGUUAUCUUAGCUUUAUAAGUUUAUUUAUUUACAUGGAUUUAUAGGGAAAUCCAAUACCUAUGCUGAUAUCCAUGUAUUUCCAAUUGUAGCUCUUCCAUUUCCUCUGUAAAUAUUUACAAAUGGUAAAUGAUUUUUAAUUGAAUGUAUGUAAAUAUUUACAAUGGAAAGUUAAUUUAAUGUGCAUUCAUGUAAAUACUUACUUUGGAUGGUUAAUUUUAGGACAUACAUGUUGAUUUUACAUUGGAACGUUCAUUUUAAGAUAAUUAUGUAAAUAUUU